AGAGUUUUGUUUGGCGAUGGCUUUAGUUUUGUCAAAAAGGUCUAAACCUAACUCCAUUAUAUGUUGCCAUAACUAGCUCGCAAGUUUUCCUCUUUUAUCAUGAAAUGAAGUUGAGGGGUGUGCGGUAAAAUUAGGGUUUGUUUUUUGCUCGUAUUUUUGUGGAACUUGUUUUUAAGAAAGAUUUAGAUUUGGUGGGUGUUUUCUUUUUUUUUUUUUUUAAUUUUCUGGGAGGGUUGAUUGAACGCCAAUGCCAUUGGUAUUAGUUUGGGAGAAAGUUGUAGUAUUGGCAUCACAAAUCUCUCAAUUCAAUGUCGUGGGCUAGCCCAGAAGAUAUUUCCCUAUCCACUUCACUCGCCACCUAUCUUGACAAAAAAAUUCUUGUCUUGCUGCGUGACAAUCGAAAGCUCUUGGGUCUUCUUCGUUCCUUUGAUCAAUUUGCAAAUGUUGUUCUUGAAGGUGCUUGUGAACGGAUUAUUGUUGGAGAUCUUUAUUGUGACAUCCCUUUGGGUUUAUAUGUAAUCCGUGGGGAGAAUGUUGUUUUAAUUGGAGAGCUGGAUUUAGAAAAAGAGGAGCUUCCCCCACAUAUGACUCAUGUAUCAACAGAAGAAAUAAAAAGGGCGCAGAAAGCAGAAAAGGAUGCUACUGUGUUAAAGGGCUCCAUGAGAAAAAGAAUGGAGUUCCUUGAUUUUGAUUGAUAGAUCCUGUCGUUUUUAUUACAAGUUCAUAUCUUGUUUGCAAAUAUUAGUGCGGUGGUAACCCCCAAAAAAGAAAAAAAGAGAUGGUGGGAAAAAACAGAACUUGCUUCUUGUCGUGCUGGAGGUUUGUAGAAAAAAGCCAGUAACAAAUCUGAAGACCUAAUUUGCCAAAGUUCCGGGGGAGGAUGUUGGGUUUCCGCAUCUGGACCCUUAGAGCCAUGAUGGCAUUUUCCUUAGACCACUGUAUCAUGGGGGCUAAAUUGAAGUGUGCAGUACACAGAACUGGUUCUUAGUUUUAGCUACGCUUUUGGAUUCUUUUCCCAGUUUUUUAAGAAUGCUGUUUGAUUUCCUAAGUUAUUCUCGUUCUAUUCUUCCAGUUUGUGCAUCGUAGUUGAACAAAUUUAUUGAAAUUGCUUUGGGUCGCUGCUUCGAUGCCGCAUUUUGUAAUGGCAAGGUCUCUUUCUAUUCAUUUGUAAUGUGUUUACGUUAAUUUAAAAUUACAUUCAAGAUUUCUUUUGGUAA
This is a messenger RNA of Mangifera indica (mango), 1217 nucleotides long. Its product is annotated as sm-like protein LSM1B. NCBI's taxonomy places the organism in Eukaryota, Viridiplantae, Streptophyta, Magnoliopsida, Sapindales, Anacardiaceae. Gene Ontology annotation, biological process: deadenylation-dependent decapping of nuclear-transcribed mRNA. The record is from RefSeq and is a predicted model, not a curated record. Gene Ontology annotation, cellular component: Lsm1-7-Pat1 complex; P-body. Gene Ontology annotation, molecular function: RNA cap binding. The coding region runs from base 309 to 695 and encodes 128 amino acids. The transcript has 5 exons.